AAACAAACCCCGCUCUUCUCCCUUCUUCUCUCCACCACACACACACACGCACGCAGAGAGCUAAACACAAGAGAACAAAUCAAACAUGGAGUCCAGUGAUCCGAUCCCAAACAUUCCAAGUCCUUCUUCUUCCGUACCUCUCUCUAACUCUCCUUCCCCCUCGUCUUCACCUCCACAAGCGGUCGUAAGCCCUUGUGCCGCCUGUAAGAUUUUAAGGCGUAGAUGUGCCGAGAAAUGCGUUCUCGCUCCCUAUUUCCCUCCUUCUGAACCUGCCAAGUUCACCAUUGCUCACAGAGUCUUCGGCGCCAGCAACAUCAUCAAGUUCUUGCAGGAACUUCCAGAGUCGCAGAGAGCUGAUGCAGUGAGCAGCAUGGUGUACGAGGCGAGUGCAAGAAUAAGAGACCCAGUGUACGGGAGUGCAGGUGCGAUUUGCCAGCUUCAGAAGCAAGUGAACGAGCUUCAAGCUCAAUUGGCGAAGGCCCAAGCGGAACUUGUGAACAUGCAAAUGCAACAAGCCAAUCUGGUGGCUAUCCUCUGCAUGGAAAUGGCUCAGACUACUCAGACUCAAACUCAAGCGGCGUCUCCUACUUUAACUCCUCACGAAUAUUCUUCGCCGCCAUCAUCGUCAUUUGAAGAUACGAACUUCAUUACUUCAAGCAACCUCAACUUCUUCGCGGAAAGCACUGGCCUUAACGCUUUGUGGGAGCAGCCACUCUGGACAUGAUCCUUUUAUAUUAAUUUAUUGAUUAAUUAAAUUAGAGUUAUACCAUCUAGAGAGAGAGAUUGGAAUAUUAGUCCCACAAUAACUUUAAUUUCUCCAAAGGAGAUAUAAAGUUUGAACGGAUGAAUUAAUUAGUACUUCUAAUAAAAGUAACUUGGUAGCUAGGAUUUAUGGAGUGUUGAGGAAAAAAAGUUCAAUGGACCUCCCUUGUCAAUAAAUGUAUUAGAUGUACUUUUUCCUCCAUGUAAUCUCUCCGGCAAUGUUAGAGAAAAAAGUGUACUCCGUCCAUUUCUGCUAUUUAAGAUUUUAGCAUAUUGAUUUAAGAAAUGUAAUUUACAUGUUAGAAUUUCUUUUAAAUUUUCUAAUAUACUUUUUUGUUUCAGAUCAAA
Molecule: messenger RNA, 1110 nt
Organism: Prosopis cineraria
Lineage: Eukaryota; Viridiplantae; Streptophyta; Magnoliopsida; Fabales; Fabaceae
Product: LOB domain-containing protein 1-like
Exons: 2
Coding region: 86-724 (212 amino acids)
Source: RefSeq, a predicted model, not a curated record